Molecule: messenger RNA, 4482 nt
Organism: Cucumis melo (muskmelon)
Lineage: Eukaryota; Viridiplantae; Streptophyta; Magnoliopsida; Cucurbitales; Cucurbitaceae
Gene: PH
Product: protein PIN-LIKES 6
Exons: 11
Coding region: 3046-4203 (385 amino acids)
Biological process (GO): endoplasmic reticulum to cytosol auxin transport
Cellular component (GO): membrane
Source: RefSeq, a predicted model, not a curated record
UUUUCAUCCGCUCUCAUUCUUCCCUAUUUUAUAACUUCAUAUUUCUUCACCUAACUAUUUCUUUGGGUAUUCAAUAAUAUAUUUUUUCUUUAUAGUUUUAUUAUUAUUUGUUUUAUUAUAUUACUAAACAACAGUAGUUUCCUAUCUUUUUAUAUAAUUUCACUUUUUAUAAACUUUUUGACAAACUUAAGGUAUGAAAAGUUAUUAUUGUUGUUAUUACUAUUAUUAUUAUUAUAUUAUUGUUAUUAUCAUUUUCAUUAAUCUUAUUAUCAUUAUCAGUAUUAUUACUAUUAUUAUUAUUAGAUAUAAGAAUGAACUGAGGUAGUUUAGCACGUGUGUCUUGAGAUGAAAAAAGUUGCAACUGUUAUUAUUAUUAUUUUUUUUUAAGACCAUUUAGGUGUGAGAAAAGAAAGAGACAUAUUCCAAUAAGGCAAAAAAAAAAAAAAAGAAAGAAAAAACCACUCCUUUUACCCAAUUUAUUUUCCAAACCACCUGUACUUGAAUUUAUAUUGCAAAAUCUUAUUCACAUUUCUAAAGUAGAAACCAUAUACCUACUUGAAUUUUAUGAAGUUUCAUUUCAAACUCUCAAUAAUACAUACUGAAAUAGUUGAUAUAUUAUUUAAAGGUUUGUGAAAGUUUGUAGAAUAAACUGGGACGAUGUAGGGUGUUGGAUUUGAUUUUUUAUUUUUAUUAUUAUUGGUUUGUUGAUGUAUCACUCGUUUGUUUUGGCUUCAUACUAGGUUGGACAAGAAAGGAUAAAGCAAAAGAAAUUCUCUCAACUACUGAACCCUAAUAAAGCAUAAAACAACAAAAUUAGGGCAAUUCUUUUAUUUCGAAAGUAUCAUUUCAUCACUCUUAAUCAUAAAUUUUCACUUUUUAUAUUCUCUGUCUUGAUUUGACAUAAAGAAAAAAAUAAUAAAACCAAACAUAAUUCAGAUAAGUUUUCUAAUCAAUGAUUAAAUUUAACUCAAAAUUUUGGUAAGAUGAUAUUUUUCCAUAUCUAAACUACUUUUAAUUUAUUUAUUUUCUAUAUAUUUAUAAAAUUUAGAACAUAAUCUUUAAUCAAACAAAUAUUCUUUUACAAAAAGCAUACACUAAGUAAAGAAAAAUUGAGGUAAAAACAAAAACGCAUCAAAAUUUCACUAAUCACUUAUAUAACAAAAAGGAAAAAGACCAUUACUACUUUUUUUUAACACUACUAUUUGUUUAUUUGACUAUAGGAUUUAUUCCCUUCUUCUUUUAAAGCUUAUAGGUAUAAACACUACAUUGAUUAAAUUAUGUUCAUUUGGUUUAUUAUAAUAUUUAUGUCUAAAUACCUACAUCAACAUUCUAACAUUUGAAAAAGUGUUAUGUAUUAACAAUUUAAAAACUACAGUGGCUUUUAACAUUUAAAUUUGAUACAACAAACCUUUUCGAUAUUUACUUUUCAAAUGACGAUGAUAUUAAAAAUAAGUAAAUAAAUAAAUCUUGUGAGGACUUUUUUUAUUUUAAUUUUACAGGAUUCUUAUGGAAAAUAGUUUUCUAUUAAGAUCUUUUUAAGAGAGAUUGUAAAAAGUGACAAGGUUAAUGAAAUAUUUAAACUUUAUAGAAAAUUGUGUGAAGUGAGUGUUUGUUAAAUUUUUUAUUGUGAAAUGUAAAUAUUUUAUCUUUUUUAUAAUUCUAUAAAGCUCUUUUUUAAAUAUAAUUGAGAUGUUUGUAAAAAUAGCAAAAAAAAUUGAUCUAUGUCACUAUAUUUCUAAAUUGUAAAAGUAGCAAAUUUAAAAGCGAAUAGCUAUUUGAUAUAUAUAAUUAUUGGUUAAAUUUGCAAUAUGCAAAAAAGAGGUGUUAAGAACUGCUUCUUUUCUAAAUUUUUUUUUGUCAUAUGAUACAAUUUUUCAAUAUAAUUUCAAACAAAAGGAAGUAAUAUUUCAUAUGUAAUUAUCCAUAAAUAAGAGGAAUAUUAUUUUUUGGGAGAAAAAUGGUAUAUUUGACCACUUUUAAACUCUUCAAACAUAUAGUAAUAGUGUUUGAUGCAAUUUUAAUCUUAUCAUCCAUCUCGUAACAUCCUCUAAAAUUUUUGAACUUCAAAGAAAAAAAAUAAAUGAAUAGACACCACGUCAGAAGGACUUAAACACAUGAAAGAUAUGGUUUAGAAUAAGUUUUAAAAAAGGUAAAUAUUUUUGUUUGGAUGAGUUGAUCAUCUAAAAGGGGAAAGGUUUAAUGGUUGGUGGGUAAAAACUAUGGUCUCUCUCAAAUAUGCACACAAUCAUAAUUUAUUUUAUUUUGAUUCAUCCUUGAAUAAAUAAAUGCAUCUUUCAGUUAUUAUAAGUGGGUUGAUGAACUUAGCUAAUAAGAAAGAACAAUUCCAAUGAGAAAGCAAAUGAGGAGACUACUUUCAAACUAAACUUUUCUUGUCUCCUUAAAAAAAAAAAAUUAAUUUAAUAUUAUUAUUAUUAUUAUUAUUAUUAUAAAUCUAAAUCUCUCGAUCUCAAAUACUUUCUUGUUUUUUGGGCUCAUUUUUGUCAUUUGGAUUCAAUUCAAAACCCUGAGAAUUCAAGAACAUAAUCGAAAUUUUCUUCAACUUUCGUAGCUAAAUUCGUAAUUCCACCAUUAAAUUCGUUGUUACUUUGUGGCAUAUGAAUGUCAAAACUUGCUGUCCUUUUCAAUCUACGGAUUUGUGCGGUGAAAUAUUCCACUUCAACGACGAACAGUAGGAAUUGAGCAGCGCAAUAUUUGGCGCGCGGUUGCUUUACUAGCAGGCUCUCACAAAUCGCCAUUGCCAAACCUCAGAGCUGCUUUUCAACUCUUUAUCUUCAUCCUCUUCAUCCAUUUUCACUUUUUUUUUUCUUUUUUUGAAAAUUUCAGAUUAGGAUCUGUUCUUGUUUCUCUGAAAACUGAGAAGCAAAAUUUCCCGAACUUCAUGUUUUGAUGAUUAAGUCCGAGUGCUGAGAUUUAGUCCGUUUGGAAUUUAGUGGGUUUACAAAGGAACCCCUAUUUCAUAUAGAACGAGUUUCAGAUUUUGAGUUUUGUUUGGUGGUGAUCAGAAGAUUGAGUGACAAAGAGGAGAUGGACAUGGAAAGAUUUCUCUCAGCCAUCGUCUCGGAAGUUCAAGCGGGAGGGAACUCUCUGCUUGUCACUAUUAAGAUUGCUGUGUUACCCAUAGCCAAAGUUUUCACUAUGUGCUUUCUGGGUUUUCUUAUGGCAUCUAAAUAUGUCAACAUCUUGCCUGCAAGUGGAAGGAAGCUUUUGAAUGGGUUGGUCUUUUCGCUUUUGCUUCCAUGUUUAAUAUUCUCUCAGCUCGGGCAAGCUAUUACUCUCGAGAAAAUGCUUAAAUGGUGGUUUAUUCCUGCAAACGUUGUUCUGGCUUCGAUAUCAGGGAACAUUGGAAAUGUGCCUCUCGUUCUCAUUGCAGCUCUAUGUAGAGAUGAUAUGAAUCCUUUUGGUGAUGAAGAGAAAUGUAGCACUGAUGGGAUUGCUUAUAUUUCAUAUGGCCAGUGGGUUGGUGCAAUUAUCCUGUACACCUAUGUUUAUGCGAUGCUGGCACCUCCACCUGAGGGUACAUUUGACAUCAAAGAUCAAAAUAUUCCAGUUAAGAAUCUGCUAAAGGAUAAUACGCCUGCACAUGUUCCCUUGCUCAUUCAGGAGGUAGCUUCAAAAUAUCCGGAUGCUCCUAAGAAGGAAGAGACUAAGGGCUUCCUUAUGUAUUGGUUUGACAAAUUGAAGCUCAAGCAAAUUUUUCAGCCUCCUAUCAUUGCUUCGGUCCUAGCUAUGUUAUUGGGUGCAACUCCAUUCUUAAGGCGAUUGAUCUUUACUCCUGAUGCUCCAUUGUUUUUCUUCACUGAUAGCUGCAUAAUGCUCGGGGAGGCUAUGAUUCCAUGUAUCCUGUUGGCAUUGGGAGGAAACCUCGUUGAAGGUCCUGGAAGUUCAAAACUCGGGCUACGGACUACCGCUGCUGUUAUUUUUGCAAGGUUGGUUUUGGUUCCUCCUGCAGGGGUUGGCAUAGUCAUGUUAGCCGACAAGCUUGGCUUCCUUCCUCCAGAUGAUAAAAUGUUCCGAUUCGUUCUUCUUCUUCAGCAUUCGAUGCCAACAUCUGUCCUCUCGAGUGCUGUGGCUACUUUGAGGGGUUGUGGUAGAGAAUCUGCUGCUAUUCUUUUCUGGGUUCAUAUAUUUGCCGUCAUCUCAAUGGCAGGGUGGUUCAUCCUCUACUUCAGGAUACUCUUCUAAAGAAAUUGCAACCUUGUGAAUAAGUUUCAUAUUCCAAUACUUCUCCUUAUUCUUUGUUAAAUAUGGGUGUCAUUGGUUACUUGUAGAGAAGACCAGUAUCGUUUAGAAAUAGUAUUUUUUUGUUUGAGAUGAUUAUGUAUCCUAAAGCUAAUAAGCGAAUUAGUUGCUUCAAUACGGUGGGUGUGAACAAGAGAUAUUCUAUUAAUGAAUAAUCCAUGCUUCGUAGAUCACAUGGAAAAAGACAUUAUGGAGAUGAAUAAAGAGAUUAUGUUAAUUGUA